AUGACCAUUGUGCACAACAAAGGAAUUUUCACCCAUGAGUUUUGCUGGUGCAGCUGCCCUGGGUCUGAUUCUGCAGACUGGCACCUUCAUUUACUCAGGGAAAGACUCUUUCCAGCCAGCAUAACAAAGCCCAGAACUGCUUUCACCUUUGAUGUCCUCAAUCACUUUCUUAUUGAUGCUUUGGAGUGCAAGACCUCAGCUAUGAGUUUCUAUCAGAAGCUGAAGAGGUUCACCAAUAAUGCUUUUCCUGACAGGGUACCAGACCAGUACCAAGAGCUGAUGUGGGUGUCCCAACUGUGGAGGGAUUUGAAACAUAGGAAAUGGUUUGGGUUUGGUCAUGAUUCUGAGCAAGAUCCUGUGCAGGGAGGACUUGCACUCUUUUGCCCUGCUUGCCCAGAACCAGGUAUUAAUUUACCUCCAGAUUGGAGAACUUGCUACAGCAGUGACACUGUGAUGAGGCAAUAUGUGAUGGAUGGCAACUUCACUGUACAGCAUAUGAAAAUGAACAAGCCAGAGCUGGAUGUGUCAUUAUCAGAUGGAAAAGGCUACAUGGUUUCUGAGGCACCCUAUCAGACUCAUCUCCAGCAGUCUUUGGAUAACAAGGAGAGAUCCACCUGCAGCAAUCACAGGGCCAUCAAUGCUGCCAAUAUCAACAAGUCCAAUCUCUGGUCCACUGGCAUUGGUGCAACAGCCUGUGCAAGACAUGGUUGCUUUGUUCCCCAUUCUGUGGUGGAUUUUCAAAGAGGGGAAAGGUGA
Molecule: messenger RNA, 756 nt
Organism: Pisolithus orientalis
Lineage: Eukaryota; Fungi; Basidiomycota; Agaricomycetes; Boletales; Pisolithaceae
Exons: 4
Coding region: 1-756 (251 amino acids)
Source: RefSeq, a predicted model, not a curated record